AUGGAAGCACGCCCAAUGAAAUUGGCGCGGGACAUCGCCAGCUUGUUCAACGACACGAGAUACUCCGACGCUACAGUCCUUAUGAAUGGCAUAACACUACCUGUUCACAAAUCCAUCAUCUGCACGCAAAGCGAAUACUUCGAGAAGGCAUUCCAGGAUGUAUUCGUUGAGGGAAGCUCGGGGGUGCUCACAUUCAACAGUGGUAGUGAAGCUGCUCACUGGAGGGUGUUUGAGUACCUGUACACUGGCGACUAUUCGGACGAGCUGUCGCGUGUUUCAGAAGGUACGGACUCUAUUGCCUAG
Messenger RNA from Alternaria postmessia, 303 nucleotides. RefSeq lists its product as uncharacterized. Lineage: Eukaryota; Fungi; Ascomycota; Dothideomycetes; Pleosporales; Pleosporaceae. Bases 1 to 303 code for a protein of 100 amino acids. The transcript is spliced from 2 exons. Gene Ontology annotation, molecular function: protein binding. The record is from RefSeq and is a predicted model, not a curated record.